Molecule: messenger RNA, 648 nt
Organism: Exserohilum turcica Et28A
Lineage: Eukaryota; Fungi; Ascomycota; Dothideomycetes; Pleosporales; Pleosporaceae
Exons: 2
Coding region: 1-648 (215 amino acids)
Source: RefSeq, a predicted model, not a curated record
AUGCCGUCUAUCCUCACCACCGCAACACUAACAUGCAAGGAUCCGCAAGCCCGGCAGCAAGUCAUCUCGGCAUUUAAGAACAUCAUCGCGUACACGGCGCCUCACGAGCCAGAGGUGCUGCAGUAUGUAUGCGCGCUGCUGGAAUCAGAUGCUACAGACACAAAGAUCUACAUGAUUGAGGAAUACGCAAAUCAAGCGGCGAGCGAUGCGCACAUGGGUACACAGCCAGUGAAGGAUCUCAUACAGCUGUUUAGCACGAGCGAUGUUCUGGUUGAGCCUCCUGAAGUACAUAAUAGUACGGUUUUGGUCAGGAAGACGAUUAACCCAGUGACGACGUCUGCUGUGUCUGAUUCCCGCGUCCUUGUGCUAGAACUUUCUGCCUUGGACGCGGGUACAUCUGCGAGAUCCCCUGAAGAUGUGGAUGCGGUAGUGGAGAAAGUGCGGAGUAAAGUUCAGGGCCUACGUUCGUUGGUCGUGGCAGAAGACCAGGCGACGAAGAGCAUACGCAUAGAAUGCGCACUGGAAGGCGGGGGCGCGUUGAUGAGUUUUCCCGAACUGGUACUUGACGAUGAAGCGAGGCCGGUUCACGCUGUCAAGAUUAUACCCAAGCAUGGGUUUCUGAGUCGAGCGAGAAAGAGUAAAUUGUAA